UUGACGCUGCCGGGGGCGGACUGACGACUGGAGGCGCUGGCCGGCUCAGGGAGUUCCCGCUGGCCCUGGGUCGCUGUCGUCGCCUGGUAGCUCUCGCCCCGAGGUACGCCUGUGAGGCCGGCUGCCGGCAGACGUCACCUCGGGAUGGAGCACAUCCGGACGACCAAGGUUGAACAAGUAAAAUUACUUGACCGAUUCAGUACUGGAAACAAGUCACUGACGGGAACACUGUAUCUUACGGCCACACAUCUGUUAUUUAUAGACACUCAUCAAAAAGAAACCUGGAUAUUACACCACCAUAUUGCCUCAGUGGAGAAACUUGCUUUGACUACUUCUGGAUGCCCACUUGUGAUUCAGUGCAAGAACUUCAGAAUUGUGCAUUUUGUUGUUCCUCGAGAAAGAGAUUGCCAUGAUAUUUACAACUCUUUGCUACAAUUGUCAAAACAAGCAAAAUAUGAAGAUCUCUAUGCAUUCUCUUAUAAUCCCAAACAAAAUGAGGCUGAACGACUACAAGGUUGGCAGCUAAUCAAUCUUGCUGAGGAAUAUAAGAGGAUGGGAGUGCCAAACUCCAAUUGGCAGCUGUCUGAUGCCAACCGAGAAUACAAGAUUUGUGAAACUUAUCCCAGAGAACUUUAUGUUCCCCAGAUAGCAAGCAAACCAAUCAUUGUUGGUAGUUCCAAGUUCCGGAGCAAGGGAAGAUUCCCAGUUCUUUCUUACUACCAUAAAGAUAAGGAGGCCGCCAUUUGUCGAUGUAGUCAACCACUGUCGGGAUUCAGUGCCAGGUGCCUGGAAGAUGAACAUUUGCUUCAAGCCAUUAGUAAAGCCAAUCCAGUCAAUCGCUAUAUGUAUGUCAUUGAUACUAGGCCCAAACAUCGCAUGCAGAGCUGGUGGGCUACACAAAAGGACAUUGGCAGAAUUAUAGUGAGGAUUUCUUCAAAAAUCUGGAAUGUUGAGAAAAUAAGAGAAAGCGAUGAGAAAAAGCGACUGAAUGCAAUGGCCAACAGAGCAGCUGGAAAAGGUUAUGAAAAUGAAGACAAUUAUUCUAGUAUUAGAUUUCAGUUUGUUGGGAUUGAAAAUAUUCAUGUCAUGAGGUCCAGCCUUCAGAAAUUAUUAGAAGUCAAUGGUACCAAAGGACUUUCUGUCAAUGAUUUCUACUCCGGUUUGGAGAGCUCAGGAUGGCUUCGGCAUAUCAAAGCUGUUAUGGAUGCUGCAAUCUUCUUAGCUAAAGCAAUAAUGAUUGAAAAUGCAAGUGUGUUGGUACAUUGUUCUGAUGGUUGGGAUAGGACUUCCCAAGUUUGUUCCCUUGGUUCUCUUCUGUUGGAUUCCUAUUAUAGGACAAUCAAAGGAUUCAUGGUAUUAAUAGAAAAAGAUUGGAUCUCUUUUGGACAUAAAUUUUCAGAUAGGUGUGGCCAUUUGGAUGGUGACCCAAAGGAAGUCUCUCCAGUAUUUACUCAGUUCUUGGAAUGUGUGUGGCAUUUGACCGAACAGUUUCCUCAAGCCUUUGAAUUCAACGAAGCAUUUCUUCUUCAGAUCCAUGAACAUAUUUAUUCAUGCCAAUUUGGAAACUUCCUUGGAAAUUGUCAGAAGGAAAGAGAAGAACUCAAAUUGAAGGAGAAGACUUAUUCCCUAUGGCCAUUUCUUUUGGAUGAACAGAAGAAGUACUUGAAUCCUCUCUAUAGUUCCAAAUCUCAGAGAUUUACAGUUUUGGAGCCAAAUACAGUAUCUUUCAAUUUUAAGUUUUGGAGAAACAUGUAUCAUCAGUUUGAUCGAACAUUGCACCCUCGACAGUCUGUAUGUAAUAUAAUUAUGAAUAUGAAUGAGCAAAAUAAACAGUUAGAGGAAGAUAUUAAAGAUUUAGAAUCUAAAAUUAAACAACGUAAAAAUAAGCAAACAGAUGAUAUCCUCACCAAGGAAUUGUUACUUUCUGUUCAUCCUGAGUCACCUACUCUCAAAACUUCCCUGUGUUUUAAAGAACAGACUUUGCUACCUGUGAAUGAUGCUCUUCGAACUAUAGAGGGCAGCAACCCAGCAGAUAAUCGUUACAGUGAAUAUGCAGAAGAGUUUUCCAAGUCUGAACCUGCUGUCGUCAGCUUGGAGUAUGGCGUGGCAAGAAUGACUUGUUAGACUCCUAAGUGUUUUCUAGACUGCAGGGCAAGAAAUGGGUUAUUUGCAAGGAUGAUCUGUGCCCAUGGCCAAAAGGAACUUGUCUAUUAAUGAUUUUAGGGUUUAACAGUAAGUUAAUAGUUGAAGAAAGGAUAAUAACUGCUCUUGUGAGAAAAAUAAGUCAGUUUAAUCGCAUUUCUAGCAAGUAAUGACAGUCAGUUCUAUAAGAAAUAAGUGGCACUUGUUAGAUUUACUCAAAAGAGAAUUCUCACUGUACACUAGUGAAUUGACCGCUCUGUAUGAUUUAUAUGUUAAUUACAGCCAAACAUGAACAGCCUUCCUUAAAUGUAAUUUAACUGCAAGAAAGCAAAACUUGACAAAAUGGUCCUUAAUAAAUAACAUGGCAUGUGCGUUCAAUUAUGUAACUGUGUAACUAUGAAUAUUUACUUAUUUUGCCUAUUAGUGAUGUUUAAUGUUGAAGUGCCAUGAAUAAUAUUUCUAAGAAAGCCUUAAAAAAAAUCUCAGUUUAUUCUUUACCCAUAAGUUUUAUAGCCAGAACAAGAUUUUUUUUAUUUUUGAUCUUCUUCUGGUCAGCCUUGUUAGUAUUGUAAAGAAUUGUGCUCCCAUGACUAUAGGCAUUGCAUGCUACAAUACUCCGAUACAAACAGUUGCUGAAGUACAUUGUUUAGUUCACGUUCAGCCUGCCUCACUUCCAUAUUCAAAAUGAAUGAAGCUGAAGGUUUUGUUCUGAUUACACUUUGUUUAGUGCUACUUUUGAUGAUUUACUGUUCACAGCUUAGACUGAUAAUCGAUUUCUUGAAAUACAUAUAAGCACAUUUGACUGUCUUUUAUAUAUGGAUUAUAGCAUUCUGUUGAUUAUUUUGUGAUUGGCUUUAUUCCUUUGGUAACUUUUAAAUUUAAAGAACUGAAGCUCUAAACUGUUCUUAGAAACAGUGAAUAAUACAUACAUACAUAUUUAAACUGCCUUAUCUUUCAGUGAGUUGCUAUUUCUGCAAUAUACAACUUUCAGUUUACGUAAAAACUUUUGGGUUAAAUAAAAAGGGAAGUAUGGAUAGAUUAGAUUUUGCUUGGGUGCAUGAAUUUUAAAACAUUUCUAUGUGGGACAUAUUUUUCUUCUCAGUUAAAUAUAGAAGAAAAGGAAAAUUAAGGAGAACUUAGCAUAAAAUUAAUGUUUAACAAAAGCAGCUUAAACUCUGGAAAAGGUUUCAGUUUUACUAUGUGAUAUUAAUUGUUUAGUCUGCAUACUUGUACAUAUCUUUAAAUAACAAACAAAUUUGCAACUGUAUCAGUAUCACCCAGCUGGCUGUAACCUUGACAGUUUUAGUAACUGGGUGACAUGAGGCAUCAUUCAAGCAUAUUAGGAUACUAGGAAAUGUGCAUAGGACCCCUCAUGCUUCUCGUUAGUACACCUGUAUCUAUUGUCUUGGUUUUGAACAUAAACAUCUUUUUCAUGUGAAAAAAAGCUUUAUCAUAUCAAAGCUUAUCUGAUCCUGUUUAUUUUUCCAGUGAUUUUUCUGUAAUACAUUAUAUAAUAAGAAAAAUACUCCUUUUUAAACAAUAACAAAUGUAUUAUUGAAUAUAGUAUGUGAUUAUUAACCAUUCCUAUUUCCAUAUUUAAGCCUUGGGAAAGGGAACUUAAUCUCUGUAACUACAAAGGGAAGCUUUUGUGCCUUGGUUCCAGUCAUUGAUUGUGGUUUUAAAAUCUUCUGUGGCAGAUUUUUUAUAUUCAACUCUUUGGUUUAUUAUCUCUUUCUUCAACUUUAGGCCUAUAUGCGUGCGUGCGCGCGUGUGUGUGUGUGUGCGUGUGUGUGUGUCUGUCUGUAUGUUCACAUAUGGACUCAAACAUCAGUUAACAUUUUAAGUGACCUAUCGGGCAUAUGUUGGCAAAAAGCAGAUUGUGUAUAUGUCUUUUAAAAUCGGAUUUUUUUUCAAUGUGUUUAGAUGUAUUGCAUGUAAAUUAUUUCAUUUACUAUUUAAAGGCAAUUAAAUGUUUGUUUUAUUUUGAAUGUUUUUCUUUUGGGAAAAAAGAAAAGGGGCUGGAUGAUGCAGCAGUAAAAUGGAAUGCUCUGAGGCUGACCCACCUGGGAGGAUUCCAGGUUUGCGCCCGGAUCCCUCCCCGAGUGUGUCAGGCACGCGUGUGUCCAUGAUCUGGGACUGGCUAAAGCUGUGGGUGGGUUGUGGCAUUUAGACCCUGUUGGGGGUUCUCUUUUUGUCUCUUUUCAUUUCUCCCACCCUUCAUUCCUUCCUCCCUCCUUCCCCCUCCUGUUGCUCAUGGAAGAAAUAAAUAAAUUUUAAACAAAACAAAGUGACAAUAAAUAAGAUCAAGUCGCGUGGUGAGUUUUUUCCUCUCACCUAGGAGAAUGGAUCUCCAUGUUUCAUUAACAUAACAGUUUAAAGUGAGCAGUUCGUUUUCCAACAGAUGUUGAUAAAUAAUACUUAUGUACAAAAAAAUUUUGAACAUAUUCAUAAUAGGCAUAAUGAGCUAAAAGGCUCAACAAAUAUCAUGAAUACUAGUAUUAAAUUUUUCUUUCACCUCAUCACUUGCAGAUCCUCCAAUCAGUAUUUUAUUAUACUCUUGCCAGCUUGGUGGUUGAAGGCAUGAUCCAGCGAGUACAUACAUUCAAGGUAAAAGAUCUCUCCAAAGGCAUGCCUUGAUGUUAAUACAAGGAAGAUAUCGACUGGCUGAAAAGAGGAAAUUUUGUUGUGGGUAUUUUGAAUAGGUCAGCUAGGCUGUAGCUUAGGGAAUCUUGAGUAAAUAAAGAUAAAGGGAACCUUUCUUCUUUUUAAAUUCUAUAUAUUUGAGUAGCAGAACUGGGAUGAGGCAAGUGUCAGUAUAUAUAUACAUAUAUAUCUAUACAUAGAUACAUGUUUUAUAGAUGUUCAGCUUCAAAAUACUGAAAAAUGUCCAGUUUUCUUUUUCAUUGGAGUAAAUGCUGAUUAUCUACAAAACUAUGUAACAAUUUCAAACUUUUAUUAGGACAUUGAUCCAUUUUCAUUAGUCAUGUUUAGUUAUUUUGUUGGCUUUUGCAUGUAGAAGUCCAAGAGACAUUAGCAAACCUUGACUAAAUAAAUUGUGGAAGCUAUUAUACUUAUGUUUGUGUGUGCAUGUGUAAAUUGUAAGCUUUAGAAACAUAUUUAAAAGAUAUCCUGGAGUAUAGAAAAAUAUCAAAAAAGACCCUGUGCUCUUGUCAUUGAUGUACCUUAAGAGAAAAUAUGAAACAUGCAUCCCUGCCAUUUUAAUAAAUACUACGAUAGUUAGUUCUAGGAAAACACAAUAUCCUUUUGCACAGUACCUUUUAUAAAAUAGCAGAAUGUAUACCUGAAAGCAACUUUUCAGAAGGUGGUAGUAGACUCUACAGCCCUACUCUUGGAUAUCUGAUUCCUUAGGUAUGGC
This is a messenger RNA of Tupaia belangeri chinensis (Chinese tree shrew), 5518 nucleotides long. RefSeq names its product myotubularin related protein 6 (gene MTMR6). The transcript is spliced from 16 exons. Gene Ontology annotation, molecular function: phosphatidylinositol-3,5-bisphosphate phosphatase activity; phosphatidylinositol-3-phosphate phosphatase activity. NCBI's taxonomy places the organism in Eukaryota, Metazoa, Chordata, Mammalia, Scandentia, Tupaiidae. The coding region runs from base 145 to 2124 and encodes 659 amino acids. The record is from RefSeq and is a predicted model, not a curated record. Gene Ontology annotation, biological process: phosphatidylinositol dephosphorylation. Gene Ontology annotation, cellular component: cytoplasm; nuclear envelope.